Sitodiplosis mosellana (orange wheat blossom midge) is the source of this 2801-nucleotide messenger RNA. RefSeq lists its product as uncharacterized. The record is from RefSeq and is a predicted model, not a curated record. The transcript has 12 exons. Bases 61 to 2790 code for a protein of 909 amino acids. NCBI's taxonomy places the organism in Eukaryota, Metazoa, Arthropoda, Insecta, Diptera, Cecidomyiidae.
GAGGAUUUGACUUUUGAGUAUACAGUAUCAAGAUUUUAACCUAUAAAUGUAAAUACAAAAAUGAAAUUAUUAACAUUCGGACUUUUGAAAUUGCAUUCAGGGAGACUUCGGAUCUGUAUGUGCCAGAGACCAUUUGUUUCUAUUGCGAAACAAUCCAGCACAGAACUGAAAUAUAUCUAUAGUAUAAAUGAGUUGCUUGAAAAUGUAAGCGUUUCGACGAAAAGCGUUUGGUCGUCAUUCGAUGCAUCAAAUGAGUUUCAGUUGAAAGAUUUGUUAGAUUCCGAUCCUCAUUAUCGUUCGAUCAUAAGUUCGGUGAUAUUGGCCAAAAAAUGUGGACGAUUGGGCAAUCCGACCGAAGACAAUACUAGUCAUCCUUUCUUCGAACAUCUCUGUGAUAGUAUUAAAGAAAUGACAGCCGACGAUGUAGUUUCAACACUGGUUGCAUUAAAUUUUUUGAACGUGCCGUUACAUCAUACGAUCAACCGAGAACUUAUCAUACGAGUCACAAAUAUGCUAAAGGAUCUAGAUGAUUUUCCCCUUAAAUCGCUGUCAAACCUGGCCAUUUUCUCUCAACAAAAUGAUGACAGAGUGUAUCCAUAUUUACUUUGUGCGGAUUCGAAUUCACAUAUGAUCAAAUAUUUGAAAAACUGUGACAAUUUCCAGGAUUUGUACUACAUCACGCUGUAUUUUGAAAGUUUAGAUAGAUUUCUAACCAAAGAACUUAUGACCAUGCACAAAGCAAAAAUGAAAGCAUAUUUGAAAGAUCUCGACCCACAAAUCAAUUUUAAAGAAUUAUUGACGAUGUUGACAUUUUAUCGAAAACAUAUGUCCUUCAAAAAUUCGCGUAUAAUUCGAAACAUUUUGUUGUUUGUGUGUGUUGAAAUACCUAAUUUAUCCAACUCUGAUCUUCAAAAUAUUGCUUGGACGCGAGAUGUAAUAAACGAGCCUGCAUCAAUCAUACCGGAAAUUGUAAAAGCGGCCGAAUCACGAACGGACAAGUCUACUGAUCUUGAUCUAAUCUACUGUCGCUUAUCCAAGUAUUUGCCCGAUCACUUGGAAUCAGUUUCUCGAGAUAUGCUGACAAUAUUGGCCAAUUCAGGUUCCGAAAACACAAUAAAAAAUGAUCAACUGUUUGCCAUUCUGAAACAUAAACGAUAUAUCAGUGUCAAGGAUAUCUACAAAAAAUAUUGGGAAAAAAUGACCGAAGAUUUGGCCAACAUAAGCACACAAGCGUUAGACAUAGAUUUCACAUUGUCAACUCUUUCGUAUCGAUAUUGUUUGUUACAAAAGGGGCUGGCUAGCAGAUACCGGUGCCAGAAAUUUGAAUCAUUGUUGAAAGAAUUAGUGUUGAUCGAAGUUAAAUAUGGAAUUUCGGCAUGGUUGCCGCAUCGCAUAGCCAAUAUGGCCACGUUUAUAAUCGGAUAUGCCAAUGACCCAAUAUUUGAUCAAAUUACGCUUCCCGAGUAUUUUGUGAAGAAAAUUGAAGAAAUGGCGCCCCAGUUCACGGCCAACGAAAUUAUCGACAUUUCCAUCGGAAUAGAAACUUUUCAUCGUAAUGGAAUCCCAAAGAGUGUAAAUCGAAGGAUGGCAGCCAAAGUUAUUGAUCGUAUCGGACGUUUGGAAAACGUUGUUGAUGCUUGCAUAGAACGAAUGAUUGAUGGACGAAGAACGAUUCAAAUUGAUUCGAUUUGCUUACUCAUAAGAGCGUAUGCCAAUCAAAAGGUGCUAAAAAAGACCCACACUCUUGACAAAUUAAUUAGAAAACUUGAAGAGAUUUGUUCCUCAGAUGAUGUUAUCAUCACAGCCCGCACGAUCCAGAUCGUAACGAGUAGUCUUAAUAAAAUAGUGUUCGUCGUACCGAGGCUAUGCGAGCACAUGCUGAAAUUUGUUAAUGAACAUCGGGAUAUUGUGGGUGGCGAUACUGUAGCCUAUUUAUUGUUUUAUUUAUUUUCAAUGGGCUAUGAACCGUACGUGAAUUCUCAACCGAUUUUGAAUGAAGACAAAACUGGGACGCCGAAAAGCCAAUAUCUGAAUGCCGAACUGUUUGAUUUUGAUAAUUUUACUCGAAUCAUAAACCGUGACUUCGAACUGAUGCCGGCUUGGUUAGUCGUUCAAGCAUGUUUAGCAUUCAGCUUUUAUCAGGUUCUAACAUUAGAUUUAAUAAGUCGAGUGUUCAAUAUAGAUUUCGUUACUCGGUUAGAAAAGGAGUUGGCUCUGAUGUAUGAUGCGAGAAGUUAUCCAAAGAACCUUUUAAAUAUUGUGAUGCAGCUAAAUAGGGCGGUGUGUCUGGACUAUCCGGAGGCUGGAGUGCCGUGGUUCCAACAAAAUUUUGCACAACUAGCAGCAGCUGUUAAAAUACAUUUUUCACUGAUAGAAAAAAAUGGCCAAUCCAGCCCCUACUUCAACGAUAUAUAUAAAAUGUUGCUGUCAUACGUUGGUGGUGACCAAAAUAUGAUUAGAACAAAUCAUCUUACCCCAUACGGAUAUCGUAUACCCUUCGUCAUAUAUUUUAACUCACAUAAACAACUGGUUUAUCCACCAUUCGAUGAAGGAAGCCAAUCACUGAAUAAAGUGGCCAUUAUACCAUUGUUGAACCAUUCGUUUCGUUUGAAUGACACAAAAGCACUGCGCGGAUUUAAUCGUCUUCAAGCACGACAUCUGAGUAUAUUGGGAUAUGACGUUGUUCAAAUAUGCUAUCGAGAAUGGAAUUCGAUCCACAUGAAUUUACCUGGUGCUCGUGAAAUUUUUUUGAGAAAUUUUUUAAAUAAAUACAAUCCGUUGAUUGAAUAAUUGUGCAAAAA